Molecule: messenger RNA, 3293 nt
Organism: Lampris incognitus (smalleye Pacific opah)
Lineage: Eukaryota; Metazoa; Chordata; Actinopteri; Lampriformes; Lampridae
Exons: 5
Coding region: 358-1149 (263 amino acids)
Source: RefSeq, a predicted model, not a curated record
UGCACACCGGAGCGGAAACAGAGGAGGUCACUGAUAAUGACGCACGCCCCCUGCCGGACACGCGCACACGCGCGCACGCACGCGCUCACGCAGGAACCGUGCUGAGUGGCUGUAACGUGACGGACUUUCUCCUCUGAACGCGUUUGCAAGUUUUUGAUAAAAGCGUUUUAACGUUUGUUUUUCAGAUUUUUAGUUGUGUGUUUUUUUAAUUAUUUUAAGUUUGAUCAAGUUCGGUUUUGUUAAACCAGAAGAGAGGAAGAGGGGAGAGAGGCAGAAGCUGUUACUGUUGGGGGCGUGGCCUGGCCGAAUGGAAGCGACAUCAGAGACUGGACUUAACGAGAGUAUGAGCCAAUCAGAAUGUGUCAGCAGCCAGCCAGUGGCCAAUGGGACUCUUUCGCAGGCUAUAGAUCACAUGAGAGAUUUUGGUUUGGUGUUUCAGAACACGCCACAGAGGAGGCUCCGCCCCCUUGUCCGGAUGGGACAGAGCAUGGUGACAGCGGCAGUGACUCUUUGACAGAUAGCAUGUCCACCGAUGACGUGUGCCGACUCCUCCCCGCCUACAAGUCGUCAGCACGCCCUCUCCAGAUAGCAGAUGGUAAGGAAGGGCUGUUCAGUUUGAGGAGAAGUGAAGUUUCUCCUCCUCCCAUCUGUGCGCCUCCCGCUCCCUCCAACCCCCCCUCAGCCUCAUGCACCUCUUCCGUUCCCCACACUCCUCCUCUUCCUCCACAUUCAAAUUCCUGUAAGAGGACGAGUGGAAGCCAUCAUCAUCAUCAUCAAAACCACCAUCAGAGCUCCAGUAAGAAGCGUCUCUCCUCCACUAAAAGCCACGCCUCCCUCAAGACAGACCCCGCCCACAUAAAGGAAGUGGCCGGAGGCGACUGCUGUGUUCACUGUCUGCUGGCUUGUCUAUUCUGUGAGAUUCUCUCCAUGUGUUCGGUCUUCUGGGAGUGUCUGGCUUGUGGCGGCAGUGGGCUGGAAUGCUGCGAGGCCACUGGCUGUUGCUGCUGUGUUGAGGCGGCAGGGGGCGUAGCCUGCACCGAGGAGGCGUGUCAGGCUGUGUUGGAUUGUGGGAUAUUGGAGGACUGCUGUGGCUCUUCAGACUGCUUGGAGAUCUGCCUGGAGUGCUGCUCCAUCUGCUUCCCCUCAUAGAGCCUACGGCCAGUCACACCUGGACUACAAAAUGAUGUCAUCACAUGGCCAAAACACAGCUGAACUUCAAAGUGGUGUUGUCACACAGCUAAAACACAGCUAAUCUACAAAUGUGUGUCAUCAUAUGGCCAAAACAAACUAGACUACAAAAUGACAUUUCACAGUCAAAACACAACUGGACUACAACAUGGUGUCAUCACAUGGCCGACUAGAACUGGAACUUUCUUUUUCAAGUUUUUGACGACUUGACAUUUAUCCCUUUUCCACCAAGGCAGUUCGAGUCCUGGUUCGGAGUGGGUGCCUAAUCUCGAACCAGUUCUUCACAUUUUGACAGCCAAAAAUCGGCUCUCGGCCAGGAAAACUGGUUUCAGAGCGGCACAAACUCUUUGCUGGGCAAGAAGAAAGAACCACUUAUGACUGGGGUGGGAUUGUCAUGACUAACCAGACCUACAGGGGAUGCACUACUUGGCGGCAACAAUCAGUUCUGCUGAAUAACGCAUGCCAUUCACCCCUUAACACUCAGUAAUGACACUUCAAAUCAAAGUUGAAAGGAAUCACAUGAUUUUAUCAGCACAUACUUCAUUUGUCAAAUUUGCCAGAGUGACUUUUAAAGAUUAUUGUGUUUGACAUUUCCUGCCUUUAUAUGAUAGCGAUAGUAAAGAGAGAGGGGAUGACAUGCAGCAAAGGGCCCGGGCCGGAUUCGAGCCCAGGCCGCUGCGGUAAGGACUCAGCCUGAUGUGGUACCCCUCUACCAGGUGAGCCACCAGAGUGCCCCGACAGAGUGAAUUUUAAACCACACAUUCCUUUUUCUGCAUAUAAAAUCCUCAUUUUAGUAUAACUAUCUGAAAUCUUAUGCUUAAAAACACACCGACAAAAGACACCGAAGAGUUCGCUCCAAGAAAUUCUGACAGAUUAAUCCGGGAAACCUGGUACAUUUCACACCAAUCACCCCACAGGACAAAAGGCAAAUAAUCACAGAUUCCAUUAAUUUUAUAAUGAACAUUUGUGUUAUGAUACUUAAACCAUCCGUCAACAGGGAAAUAAAAGCCUCUCCCGAGAGAGAGCUCCUGUCUACAAGACCGGUCUUUCGAGAGAGAGCUCCUGUCUACAAGACCGGUCUCCCGAGAGAGCUCCUGUCUACAAGACUGGUCUCUGAGAGAGAGCUCCUGUCUACAAGACCGGUCUCUCGAGAGAGAGCUCCUGUCUACAAGACCGGUCUCUCGAGAGAAAGAGCUCCUGUCUACAAGACCGGUCUCCCGAGAGAGCUCCUGUCUACAAGACUGGUCUCUGAGAGAGAGCUCCUGUCUACAAGACUGGUCUCCCGAGAGAGCUCCUGUCUACAAGACUGGUCUCUGAGAGAGAGCUCCUGUCUACAAGACUGGUCUCCCGAGAGAGCUCCUGUCUACAAGACUGGUCUCUUUGCUCAGGCAGCUCUCCGCAGGGUGUGCGCGUGUGACUGGCCGGCUGGUCACCAGUUUGUGGAGCCUCUCAACUCCAAAAACGUUGGAACAAGUUUUCGAUUCGCCAUCAGUUUUCGUAAAACUGACAAUACUUGAAAUCUGCACAGUUGAUUUCAUGCCUCAAUAAUUCUCAGAUGUGAAUUUCAUGAUGAAAUAGCUUACGAAAAUUGUAUAUCAAAAUUGUAAAAAAACCCAAAAUCUACAGUUAAUUUCUUGCCUCAUCUUCGGAGACGUGAACAGACGUAUACAAUGACGCAAUGAUGUAGCUCUCGCCAGCGCAAGCCCGUAGAAAAGAAAACAAGUUCUUAGAAGGUUCGCCAGUUGAGCCAAUUUCAAAUUGGCACUAGCACCAGCCCAGAGCUAGAACUAGGUUUGCCUUGGUGGAAAGGGGGUAUUUAUGAUGAGAAUUACAGAGUCAGGAGGCAACAUGACCUCCAAACUGCAGUUUUAUUACCUGGUUUGACUUUAGUUAGGAUUCAGUAGAGCUGCUUUGGCCAGCUGGGGCUAAACUUGGUCUGAUCCUGUUUAGUCUGAUCUGGUUUAGUGUGUUCUGGUAGGUAUUUGGUGUUGUGUGGUCUGGGUGUCUCACUUCUGGUCCAGACUCACAGCAGCUUUGCUUCCAUCAGUUGUUUCUAGGUAGAUGUUUGAGCUGUGAAUGAGAAAAGCUGAAUGAAAAAAUAAAUU